UAUAGAGUCAGCGCUUCAAAAUUCCCAGUGCCUCUCUCUCUCUCUCUCUCUCUCUCUCCUAAGCCCUUGCAAAACCCUGAGCUAUAUUCCGGCAGUAUGCCGGGAGUGACAUCAGAUUCCGGCGAGUCCAACUCUCUCUCCAUUGUUCCCCACUCCUUGGAGGCGCAAGCGCCGAUAGUCUAUCCUCUGCGAGCGCACUGCGCCGCCCCGCCGUUCGGCCGCGUCUCUAUCUCCUGGGCGCGUGGUAACACGCUCCGCGUCUCGCUCCUGCAAUCCGGAGGAGCUGAAUCCGGUGGGGAAGUCGUGGAAGUGAAUCUCACCAAUGCGGAAGGCGGAGAAAUCCCCGAAGCUGAGCGGCUGAGAAUUGCGUGCGGCUCGGUCACGCCCUUCGCGGUUCUCCAGAGCCGGAAAAAUCCGAUUGACAAGCUGCAGUAUGACAAAACUUGGUGGGUACACGUAAUGGAGUACAGCAAGGAAAUAAAAUCUCUCCUCGGGAAUUCAAAGUCAUAUGUUGCUCCAACCAUUGAAGAUCCGAAGACAUUAUUGAAGAAAGUUGAGGAACCAACCUCAUUGAAAGCUGCCUGGGAGCUGAUGGAACUGUUUUAUGCGGACAAGCAAUCUCAGACCUGGAUCCCUGAACGCCUUCUUGAUUGGUUAGCUGAUUACGAUUGUUUGCUAUCUGCAACUCAGCCAACUGUCCAUGCGGGACUUGUGUCUUUCCAGAAAGGACUUGUAACUAUACAGGCAGUUGAGAACGAUCCAGAGUAUUGGGAAGUUAUGUCAUCUGCCUUAGGAGUUGGCUGGCUGGAUAUUGUUGUAAAAAUGUUGCGGUUGCAUGGAUCUUUUCAGUUGGACCAGCUUGCAAGUCGAGAGAUAGAGAGUGGGCUAGUUGAAGCAGUUGCUAUUCUUAUAUCACAGAUGCCACGACUGCGUCCUCAUAUAUCAGAAGAUAAAUUAGGAGAAUGCUACAACACCAAGCCUGAGUUUAUGAAAGCAUGGGAGAAGUGGCGAACUCAAAUUACUAAACUGGAUUGCCAUCCUUAUUGGCUUCAAUGUGAUCAUAAACAGACCAGAGUUGGACUUAAAAAUAUGAUUCAGAUAAUGUUGGGAAAUGCUAGUGUUCUCUCCCAUGUGACAUAUCACUGGAUAGAGCUUUACAUUUCCCACCUUUUGUACAUUAGGCCUUUCACUGUGGGUUUAGAAAGCAUGUAUAACCUAGCUCAGAAAUGCAUGCAUUUAAAACCAAUUACCAAUCGACAUAAGUUGAUGGGACUCCUAAUUGGGAUUCUAGAAGAAAACACAGAGGUUGUUCUUGCUGAAUGCUCAAGAUCAUUUGGCCCCUGGAUGAUAACCCAUGCUGUAGAGCUGCUGAUAGCUGGAAGCAAUCAAGCAGAAAUGCUUUUGCAUGAAGAGCAGUCUAAGAUUGGAGGAAUCUGCAUAGAAGAGCUUCAUCGACUGAUUUAUGCUCAAAUUCUAUCUUCUCAUGCCUUGACUUGGAAUAUUGCUCCUAUAUAUUUGACUUCAUGUAUGAAGCAAGGUCUGGGCUUGUUGGAAAACUUAUUGUACAAGCAACCUGUACAGCAUCAUCAAGUGUUAUCGAAGAGCAUAGAGAUCUGUCGUCUCAAUCGAGUUGAUUAUGUUAGUCACCAUAUGAUGAAGAUAGCCGGAGUUUAUUACUGGAAACAUGGAAAUAAAGGUUCAGCUGUGUUCUGGCUGCAGCAAGCUCAAGAUGAAGUUCGUUUAAACCGAAUUGCCAAGCAUUUGUUUGAUUUUGUUGGAAAAUCAGUUUCUGAUGAAAGUUUCAAGCAAUGGGAAGGAAUGAUUGAAUUGCUGGGAUCUGAGUCUAAAACUGCUGGGGGUCUCGAGUUCUUGAAAAAGUAUAGGGAUUUCAGGCGAUCCCUUCAGCAAGUUCAGGACGGAAUCACCACUGAUGAUGCUAGAAAAGCUGCAGAAGCGCUCGUAGCUCUCAUGAGGAACCCUUCUACACCUCAGCAGUUUUGGCUGCCUCUGCUAUACGACUCAUUGAGAUUGCUGAACUGGAAGGAUCGUCCGUUGCUCAACGUUUCUCACACUAACCUUUUGUUGAAUAAGCUGCAAGAGUUGUCGUCUGCACGACUUCUGCCAGGCUACGUCGAUGCUGCCUUGCCGCCGGAGGCCUUCAAGUCUGUCCGGCUGGCUCUUGCUACCAAUCUUGGCCGCGCCAUCCUUGAAGAGUAAGAGCCUUCCUCACUGCUUGUGGCUGUGUUUUGCUAUAUUAGUCUGUGCUUCGACUGUGUGGGAACUUUCCCAACUUUUCUUGUAGGUUUGUGUAUCGACUGAGUGUGUUGUUAAUCAUAUGGAUUUUUAAUGUAUUUUAUAAUUGAUUUGUAAUUACAAAGUAGUAUCAAUAUAUGUUACAUAAAGUAUCAAAUCUCCAUCUUUCACGUCC
Messenger RNA from Salvia miltiorrhiza (redroot sage), 2428 nucleotides. RefSeq names its product nuclear pore complex protein NUP85. The coding region runs from base 97 to 2217 and encodes 706 amino acids. The transcript has 18 exons. Gene Ontology annotation, biological process: positive regulation of DNA-templated transcription; mRNA export from nucleus; protein import into nucleus. Gene Ontology annotation, cellular component: nuclear pore outer ring. The record is from RefSeq and is a predicted model, not a curated record. Gene Ontology annotation, molecular function: structural constituent of nuclear pore. Lineage: Eukaryota; Viridiplantae; Streptophyta; Magnoliopsida; Lamiales; Lamiaceae.